Molecule: messenger RNA, 327 nt
Organism: Erythranthe guttata (spotted monkey flower)
Lineage: Eukaryota; Viridiplantae; Streptophyta; Magnoliopsida; Lamiales; Phrymaceae
Product: auxin-responsive protein SAUR21
Biological process (GO): response to auxin
Source: RefSeq, a predicted model, not a curated record
AUGGGAAGCUGUUUUCCGACAAUUAUUCGCCAUUCUAAUAGACGACAAUGCGUUUUCACAAAGUCGGAAGGAAAAGUAGAUGUGCCGAAGGGUUAUUUAGCGGUUUAUGUAGGCGAGACUAAUGAGACUAAAACCCGUUUUCUCGUCCCGAUUUUGUAUCUAAAGCAUCCGAAGUUUCAAGAUUUGUUGAGAUUUUCGGAGGAAGAAUAUGGAUUCGAUUAUCCGAUGGGAGGGCUAACAAUCCCAUGCAGUGAAAAUGCAUUCUUGAAUGUAACUUCUUAUCUCCAAGAUGAGUUGCAGUUCCAAGGGAAAGGCAAACCGUAUUGA